This is a messenger RNA of Nannospalax galili (Upper Galilee mountains blind mole rat), 1838 nucleotides long. RefSeq names its product phospholipid phosphatase 2 (gene Plpp2). NCBI's taxonomy places the organism in Eukaryota, Metazoa, Chordata, Mammalia, Rodentia, Spalacidae. The coding region runs from base 427 to 1119 and encodes 230 amino acids. The record is from RefSeq and is a predicted model, not a curated record. Gene Ontology annotation, molecular function: phosphatidate phosphatase activity. Gene Ontology annotation, biological process: phospholipid dephosphorylation; phospholipid metabolic process; signal transduction. The transcript is spliced from 7 exons.
CCAGGACGCUCCGAGACUCGCUGGGACUGCUGGAACGUUCUCAGGGGUCGCGGGUGUUCCCCGGGUACAGGCAACAUGGAGCGGAGGUGGGUCUUCGUGCUGCUGGACGUGCUGUGCGUGUUGGUCGGCAUGAACAAAGGCCAAGUGUUUUGCUCAGGGGCGCAGGAGACAGUGGCCCCCAUUCUACACCGAGGGGCUAGACGGGGUGUAGUCAGCCUUCCUCCUGCAUUGGACUUCCUGCAUCUCCCUCCCACCUUCCAUUUACUGCACCUGGUGACAGCAGCGAGGCUCUACUGACCUACAGUCUUGGCCUCUCUGCCCUUUGCCAUCCUGACCCUGGUGAACUCACCCUACAAACGAGGAUUCUACUGCACAGACGACUCCAUCCAGUACCCCUACCGUCCAGACACCAUCACCCAUGGACUCAUGGCCGGGAUCACCAUCACGGCCACUGUCAUCCUUGUCACAGCAGGGGAGGCCUACCUGGUGCAUACAGAGCGCCUCUAUUCACGCUCCGACUUCAACAAUUAUGUGGCUGCUGUCUACAAGGUGCUGGGGACCUUCCUGUUUGGGGCGGCUGUGAGCCAGUCCCUGACCGACCUGGCUAAGUACAUGAUUGGCCGUUUGAGGCCCAGUUUCUUGGCUGUCUGUGACCCCGACUGGAGCCGGGUCAACUGCUCUGGCUAUGUGCAGCUGGAAGUUUGCCGGGGCAGCCCAGCCAACGUCACUGAGGCCAGGCUGUCUUUCUAUUCCGGACACUCCUCCUUUGGCAUGUACUGCAUGCUGUUCCUGGCGCUGUAUGUGCAGGCGAGGCUCCGCUGGAAGUGGGCACGGCUGCUGCGGCCCACGGUUCAGUUCUUCCUGGUGGCCUUUGCGCUCUACGUGGGCUAUACCCGCGUGUCGGACCACAAGCACCACUGGAGUGAUGUCCUCGUGGGCCUGCUGCAGGGAGCGCUGGUGGCCAGCCUUACGGUCCGUUAUGUCUCAGAUUUCUUCAAAUCCCGGCCGCCCAUGCCCUGCCAGGAGGAUGAGAAACCGGAGCGCAAGCCCAGCCUGUCGCUGACGCUGACCCUCGGUGAGGCCGACCGCAGCCACUAUGGGUACCCAGUCUCCUCCUGAUCCGGAAGCCAGAGGGCCGCCUGUGGGCCCUGUGUAGCCCCCUGAUGCCUGGUCAGGUCGUACUGGCCCUGGAACUGCCUCACGAUCCCCACUGACCACGGUGAAUCAGGGUCUUGAGUGCUGUCCAACGCGAGUGUGAGCAGGGCAUUCCUUAUAGCUUGAGUGCCCGGAGGGCCAUGUGCAUAGCGUUUCUCAAAGAUGCUAAGUGCAGGUUCACAGCCUGUCCCAGAGUCUCAGCCUUGCCCUGAGGAACUCUCACCCCCAAGGGUUUCCAUGUAGGGCCAACCUAGGAAUGGGUUAAUCUGGCUUAGCAUCCUUCCAGAUAGCCCUAUAGGUAAUGGACCCUGUGUCUGCCCAGGGAAGUUGGCUUUGGCCUUGGGGAGACAGCUGGGCUUAGAGGCUACUCUACUCAGCUGGGUACCCUGGUCUGCUCUGAAGCUGAGGUUGGCUUGACACACAUGGACUUGGAUCAGAGUCCUGUUCCCUGCCGCAUGGACGCUUCUUCCCCAGGGUGCCAGGCUGCCCACCAUGCUUCAUGAAGAUCCACAUGCUCAGUUCUGUUCAGGGGCAGGGACCUGCCCCACUCUGCCACAUGGACUAAACACUUGGCUGGGCUUUGAAAGUGGGUCCUGGGACUGGCUUCCCCCCCUCAGUCUAUUAGAACACUAAACGUUACUUUUUCAGUGGGAGGGUGAGCCAUAAACUUUUUACCAAAUGUC